Molecule: messenger RNA, 1950 nt
Organism: Fusarium pseudograminearum CS3096
Lineage: Eukaryota; Fungi; Ascomycota; Sordariomycetes; Hypocreales; Nectriaceae
Exons: 2
Coding region: 1-1950 (649 amino acids)
Source: RefSeq, a predicted model, not a curated record
AUGGAGCCGAUGGAGGAUACAUAUGAUCCACCUGAAGGCUACACGUCUUUCGACUGCCCAAACUACCCUGAGAACCAGACUCUCACUUGCCCCUAUAUAGGUUGCGACGGCUUUGUAGGUCCUUAUGUCUGCGGCGAGUGUGGUCACAGAUUCGCAGCUGCCCCCGCCCUCAACAGACACGGGCGCGCAAGUGGUCAUCAGGUCGAGUGGGAAUGUCGCGAUGACGAGUGUGAGAAGUUCGAGGAGAAGUUUGCUACCGGUGCUCUUUAUCUCGAGCAUCUUCGGGACUCCUCAGGUCACCGAUCCGGCGAAGUAAGCGAUGAGACUAAGAAUACCGAGUCUUCGUUCUCGCCUCCUUCCAACUCUAAUGCCCAAGAUACUGAGGAUGAUGUCUUUGGUCCCGCUCAUCAAACUGCUACUUCCGACCGAAACAUUUGCAACGAGCCCUGCUGUUAUCACUACGGCACGGAUUACAAGUGCAAGUCGGAGUUCAUCCGCCAUGAAGACACUGGUGCUCAUCAGGUUGCGACCAGACUCAACCAGGUCCUUCUAACCAACACUCCCGCUGACGAGGUCAAGGCUGAGCAGGAAGCCAUCCGUGCCCUGCGAUGCAACUGGUCUGAUUGCCUGCUGUUCGGAAAGACCUUCAAGAAUGCCAGGGUCUUCUACCGACACCUCCAGGAGGAAGACCAUCGCGACGGGUGGGAUAUCAAAUUCCAAGAAGAUAGCUUUGAGUACAGCAGCGAUAACGAGCCCCUGCCUGGAAUGGCGUUCAAUGUCGACGGUCGAAAAGGGAUGUGCAUCAACGAAAAGUGUCCCAGGGUCGGUAUGAAGUUUGACUCGUUCACAGCCAUGAAGCAGCACAGCAGAUCUUUCGGUCAUGCUCUGACUGAAGAAGACCUAUCUUCUACAGACGCCGAAGAAUCUGGCGACGAGAUUUGGAAGACGACUGACGUGCAUGGGAUGGAAGCUACCCAGGACGAAGGUCUCUGGAAGUGUAUUAAGCAAGGAUGCAAGGGCUACCAGAAGAUCAUGAGCAACAUGGCGAAUGUCAGAAUGCACUUCAACUCAGCUGCGCACAUGAACGCAGCGGAGGAGGUCAGUUCUUCUGAUGACUCCCAUGAGGAGCUGGAUGGGAUGCAAUUUUCCAAAGACAGCGGUUGGCUUUGCGUCAAACCGGGUUGCAAAAAACGAGGGACUACAUAUCGCUUCCUCUACAAUGCAAAGCGACAUUUUUCAGCUGAGAUCCACGCCAUGGCUGAAGAGGAGAGCUCUCAUGAUGGCUCCGAAGACGAGCUUGACGGCAUGGCUUAUUCGGAGGAAACGGCCGCCUGGGUUUGUGCAAAGAAUGCCUGCAGGAGUUAUGGCAAACCCUUUGUCACUGUUGGCUUCGCCCGUAAGCACGCCCGGUGCACUACUCACCUGAAGGCCGAUGAAAUCACCCCCACCCCGCGUCGUUUCAAGCACUCGUCAACCAACUCUCUCCUCACGCCUAUCGAGAUGGGUAGUUCGACAGCUAAUGUGACACCCGGAAGUCCCUCUACUGGUCAAGGCCUCACCCUCGUACGACGCCCCGCUGGUAGUUCUGAGAACACUCCUACCAAUCGUACCCCGGGAAAGAUUCGGAUCCGUCGCUCAUCUGGUGCCAAAUCGGGCAACGAGAAGCGUAUUACGGACCUAGAGAGGGAGAAUCAGGAGUUGAAGGAGCGUGUUACGAAGCUGGAAGGAGAAGUGUUCGGACCCAAGAGUCCAGGAGUUCCUCAAUCACCUACCGCGGGUCUGCUUGUUCCGCCUACUGCUCAGGUAUCCAAUACCUCUUCUUCAGCCCUGUCUUCCCCUGCUUCAUCUAGACAGAUGGAGAAUUUGUCUCAGUAUGUGCAAGAGGAGUUUCAUCUUGCUGUGCCCAUGGAAGUGGAUGAAGAUGAUGUGUGGAAUCCGGCCAUGUACUGA